AAACCUUGCCAUUUUAAUCAACGCAGAUUUCGUUUCGUAUUCUAAAAUUUGUAUUGCUUUUUUGUUGCCCUUUGUGGCAACCAAAUUAGUCUGAACUUCAAAAUUCUAAAAAAAAGAUGUGUGAAAUCAAUUUGGUUGCCUAUAAUGUCUUUCGACGCGAUCUGGCCAGAAUUUUCAAGACCUUCAAUUCAUCCACACAAACCGAUUUUACCGAGGAAAUCGGUACAAGCACUGACCUUGAUGUCAAAGCUGAUUCGGAACCGAGUCUCUCAAAACUCUACGAUCUGGAAUUGGAUUAG
Messenger RNA from Drosophila elegans, 299 nucleotides. RefSeq lists its product as uncharacterized. The transcript has 2 exons. The record is from RefSeq and is a predicted model, not a curated record. Bases 117 to 299 code for a protein of 60 amino acids. NCBI's taxonomy places the organism in Eukaryota, Metazoa, Arthropoda, Insecta, Diptera, Drosophilidae.